GAAUUGUCCGCUGCCGUCAACACCACUUACAGUGACUACGUGGCCACAUUGACUCCACGUUUGAAGUUGAUUGACUUGUUCCUUGUAUUUCUCGUAGCCUUGGGAAUCUUGCAAUUCGUCUAUGUUUUGCUUGUGGGAAAUUUCCCCUUCAAUGCCUUCCUUGGUGGAUUCAUCUCGUGUGUAGGGCAGUUUGUCUUGACUGUUUCGUUGAGAUUACAGAUCAAAUCGGCUACUAAUGCCGAGAGAGCAUUCGGAGACUUCGUGUUUGCCAGUUUGAUCUUGCACUUCGUGGUUUACCAUUUCAUCAACUAG
This is a messenger RNA of Scheffersomyces stipitis CBS 6054, 312 nucleotides long. It is a transcript of the gene OST2, whose product is annotated as dolichyl-diphosphooligosaccharide-protein glycotransferase. Gene Ontology annotation, cellular component: oligosaccharyltransferase complex; membrane. NCBI's taxonomy places the organism in Eukaryota, Fungi, Ascomycota, Pichiomycetes, Serinales, Debaryomycetaceae. The transcript is spliced from 2 exons. The annotation marks the transcript as partial. The record is from RefSeq and is a predicted model, not a curated record. Gene Ontology annotation, biological process: protein N-linked glycosylation.